This is a messenger RNA of Phalaenopsis equestris, 2971 nucleotides long. Its product is annotated as pentatricopeptide repeat-containing protein At1g79080, chloroplastic. Gene Ontology annotation, molecular function: protein binding. The annotation marks the transcript as partial. The record is from RefSeq and is a predicted model, not a curated record. Lineage: Eukaryota; Viridiplantae; Streptophyta; Magnoliopsida; Asparagales; Orchidaceae. The transcript has a single exon.
AAUGGUAAAUUCCUCCUCUACACUAACCAGCAGAACCCUCACGUUUCCCACCUCAGAAAGGAUUUUUCUAGGGUUUUUGUGUUUGCCAAUCUCACUCUCCCUCAAAAGGAGGCAGCUUUCACCUUACCCAGCUGGAAAAAUGGAAAGUGUGAUCUCAAAAGCAAAGAGCAUAGGCUCCAUGAUGCCUUCCUUUACUUAGAGCACAUGGUUGGAAGGGGUCACAAGCCUGAUGCAACUCAAGCUACCAACUUGCUGUAUGAUUUCUGCAAAAUUAACAAGAUACGAAAAGCCGUUAGGGUUAUGGAAGUCAUGGUUAGUGCAGGAAAGACUCCUGAUUCUCCCACAUUUACAUUUUUGGUCAAUCAGCUGUGCAAGAGGGGGAAUGUUGGGUAUGCAAUGCAGUUGGUUGAUAAAAUGGAAGGUUAUGGAUGCCCACCGACCACCAUUACUUACAAUUCACUUAUAAGAGGACUGUGCAUGCAUGGAAAAUUACAGCUGAGCUUGCAGCUGAUGGAGAGAUUGAUUCAGAGGGGGCUGGCACCAAAUGCAUACACAUACUCUUUCUUGCUUGAAGCCGCUUACAAGGAAAGAGGGGUUGAUGAGGCUGUGAAGCUUUUGGAUGAGAUCAUUGAGAAGGGUGGAAAGCCUAACUUGGUUAGUUACAAUGUUCUGUUGACUGGGUUUUGCAAGGAAGGUAGAUUUGAUGAAGCAAUGAAAUAUUUUAGAGAUUUGCCCUCCAAAGGCUUUGAACCUAAUGUUGUAAGUUACAACAUUUUGCUGAGAAGUUUGUGCUAUGAGGGACACUGGAAGGAGGCUGAGAAGCUUUUGGCUGAAAUGGGUGAUAAUAAUUGUUUUCCAACAGUUAUCACCUAUAACAUAUUGAUUGGCGCAUUGGCAUACGAUGGCCGGACCGAACAAGCUCUCGAAAUUUUGAAUGAGAUGAUAGGGAAUGGCUUUAAGCCUGUGGCUUCUAGCUUUAAUCCAAUAAUUUCAAGGUAUUGUAAGGAUGGUAAGUUGUAUAUGGUGCAUAAGUGCCUUGAUAUGAUGACACAAAGGUAUUGUUCUCCUAAUGAAGGAACUUAUAAUGCAAUUGCAAUAUUGUGCGAGGAAGGAAUGGUAGAAGAGGCGUUCUCUAUUGUUAAGAGCUUGGGGAAUAAGGAGAAAACUUCCAUGCAUGAUUUCUACAGGAAUAUCAUAUCAUUCUUGUGUAAGAAGGGGAACACAUAUGCAGCAUUUCAACUUCUGAAUGAGAUGACAAAGAGCAGUUUUACUCCUGAUUCAUACACCAAUUCGUCCUUGAUUCGAGGCCUUUGUAUGGAAGGGAUGUUAGAUGAGGCGCUUGAGAUUUUUGAUGUUAUGGAGGAAAAUGAUUUCAAACCUGAUAUUGAGAAUUAUAAUGCGCUCAUACUUGGAUUGUGCAAGGCUGAGAGGACAGAUCUUUCAAUUGAUGUUUUUGUUUCAAUGAUUGAGAAGGGUUAUGUGCCAAAUGAAAUGACAUAUAUAAUCUUAGUUGAAGGGAUUGCUCAUGAAGAUGAAUCAGAUUUGGCUGGAGAUGUCUUAAAGGAGCUAUAUGCCAAGAAUGUUGUAUGCCAGGAUACUGUGGAGAGGAUCUCUAUGCAAUAUGCCUUGGAUUAGAUUUUGGCUGGAUUCUUGAUAAGAGGUGAAGCAGCUGAUGAUAUUUCAUGAAAGUAUGUCAGAAGUGAAAGUAAAGUUUAAAGGUAGCUUGAAUUUUUUAUCAGGUACUGAUUGCCAUCUUCAUAGUGACAAAUGAAAUAACAGAUUCCAUGUAAAUAGAUUCCUUCCUUUGCUAAGCUUGUUCUUACAAAUAUAUUUUCAGGAAGCAUCUAAGUUCAACAUAAAAUGCAUGUUCAGUUGUUAAAAUUCUAAACUUAAUAUAUGUGUACUGUAAAUGUAUCUAUAGGUGUGUAGGAGACAUUCUGCUGUGAGGCGGAAUUGGUUAGAGAGGAGUGGAGCAGGUGUAUAGUUAGUUACAGGUAGAAGUGGAGCUCUGCUCAUUCUCUUAUGCUUGAGCCAUAUGAUUAACUCCUCUUAAACUUAUGAUGCGGAACGUAGUGUAAGUUUGUCCCGGAGACUAGUAAAUCUGGAAUAAGGAAGAGACUUGGUGACAAUAUCUGCCGGUUGGUCUUAGGAGCUUAAGUAUAAGAAUUGAAUAGGGUCGGAGUGAAUGUGUUGGAAGAUCAUUUGAUAGUUUAUUUUGAUGUGUUUAGUGUGGGCGUGUAGUACUGGUUGUUUGCGAUUGCCAUUGCUGAAAUGUUGUCAUGGUAGAGAGGAAUGGAAUGUUGGAGGUUGAUUGGAAAAUCAGACAGUAAACGUUGAAGCCAUAGGAUGUCCACGGUUGCAAAUGCCAAAGCUCUGUAUUCGGCUUCUGCGGAAGAUAUAGCUUCGAUGGAUUGUUUAUUAGCACUCCAUGAGACGAGGGUGUUGUCGAAGUAAGAGCGAUAACUGGUGAUAAAUUUGUUAUCGUUGCAAUCUGAGGCCUAGUCAACGUCAGAGUGGUAGUGUAGAUGAAGAUUACCAAAGAGAUUAGUGAGACCGAUCUGUAGUGUACCAAGGUAGCAUAGAAGACGUUUGAGAAGUUGGUAGUGAUGGUCAAGGGGGUGGUGCAUUCAUUAGCUAAGGUGAUUCACGACAAAGGAAAGGUUUGGGCGAUUGAGGGUUAGGUACUCCAGAGAACUUAUCAGUUGGCCAUUAGUAAUGGAUUGGAAAGGGUGUAUGGGAUGUGGAUGCUAGGGGUAUUCGGGAUGGUAAGGGUGUGGACUUGGGUUUGCAUGAGGACAUGCCUGCUUUGAAUAGGAUGGCUUCAACAAGUUUGGGUUGUGUGAGAAGUUAGUUUUGAUGUGGUUUGGUGACCUGGAUCCCCAGGAAAUAGAAGAUGUUGUCGAGAGUCUUCAUGUUUAAGUGUUGUGCUAGGUUGGAGAGAAGAUGUUGAAUUCAGCUCUAUUGUUACCUG